This is a messenger RNA of Cuscuta epithymum, 764 nucleotides long. Lineage: Eukaryota; Viridiplantae; Streptophyta; Magnoliopsida; Solanales; Convolvulaceae. The record is from the annotation of a GenBank genome assembly.
ACAAGAAGCUUCAGAAUAGAGAUUGAACAGAUCAAGGGCGCUGAAGAUGCUAAUCAUGGGUAUGCGUCCGAUUCAUUUCGAUUUAGGGUUGGAGGAUGAGGCUUUAGAGGAGACGGUAGAGGAGGAGGAGAGUUCUGAGGAGGACAAUGGUUCACCACUUCCGAAGAGGGCUAAGACAGAAGACGAGGAAAGCGAUAGCGAUGGUUUUAAUGGGCCGACCCCGACGAAAGAGCAAAUGGAUAAAUAUUAUGCUUACCAGAAUCACGUUCAAAAGUAUCAUGGUUUUCAUGUGGACAUGAGUUUAUGGCCGGAGGGCGUUGCUAUCAUUGGUGGGAUUGAGGCUAUGGACAUUGAGAAUGAUGCAACCCUCAAAGCUGAUGUUCAUGAGGCAGCUCGUCGUGCAAUAAAGAUGCACAAAACCCAGAACCCCAAGAGUCCGGAGCUGGAACUGGUACGGGUUAUUCGAGCCAACACAAAUUGCUAUGUUCUUUUCAUAACCAUGGUGGUUAGAGACGUGGAUUCGGGAAAAGAGGCAAAUUAUCAAGCAGCCGCCAACUACGCGGCAAGAAAAGACGGAUCCGAGAUUUUCCGAUUCUUCUUCUUAAGGCCAGAACCGAAACACCAUAGAGUGGAAGAGGGGGUUAGUACUUUCUAAAUGAAUUUCACUAAAUAAUUUCAUGCUUUGUUUAUGUAAAGUUGAUGGCCCAAUUACACUUUCAGAUGUUGUGCUUUAAUGCAAAAAUAAUUCUUUAUUUUAUUAUGAC